UGAAAUUGUCAAUAACGUACGUUAGAUUUGUUGUUGGAAUGUGUGUGCAAUGUCGAAAGAAAAUAAUAAUUUGCGGUUAAUGGGCUCGCCUGUGAAUUUGUCUUAUAGAAGUAAGAAGAAAGACGACAAAAGAAAUAUUCGGAAUCGACCACGAUCCGCUUUACAAAGCACUGUUUGUAUUACGCCGGAUCAUCCAGAAAGGUACAAGAGACCAUUCUCAGCUGAUACCAAAGACCGGGCCCCAACAACCAGAAACUUUUUAAAAGCAUUCAGUGCUGAGCUACUGCAGUCAUAUAACAAUUCUCCAACCACUACUAUAAAAAUAGUAGCACCUACUACUGAUCUACUAAGAGACACAAAAUCCAUUGAACCUCAUUCUAGUAGGAACAAAGAAAUAUGUAGUAAUGCUUCAGACUAUGGUUCUGAAGACACCUUCAUUAGUUUAGGAACUAAAAUCAAAGCUAAAGCUCAACUAGGGACGAAGAAAAACGUGAAUUCUAAAAACUUUGUUAAGUAUAGGAACAUAGCUAAAAAGAACAGGAAGUCUAUGGAGAACUCAAUAAACGAAGAUGUGAACCCUCAGGAAUAUGGACUGGAAGUGAAGAUUGUGGAGAGAACCCAUUCCCCAACUAGACUUAAGAAUAUUUAUCACGGCAGGCCUUUGUCGCCCUCGUUCAAGACUCGAGCUUACGAGUCAUAUUUCAUACCACUUGAAGAAGGGAAGAAAAGCUCUGAGUUCGGACAUGGAUCGUACGGCGAAACCAGUAUACAGUCGGAGGUUGAGAAGGCAAUUGAUACGUACAAUCGCCGUCUCACCAUCUCCAAACAACAACUGUCCUUGGUAGAAGAAGAGUCCACGCAAGACCUAGACAGUGUUCCUUCACAGCACAUGUCCAGUUUGUCUCCAGAAAUUUCUCUUGAAGACAAAAUUGCUAAAGGAGACCAUGGUGAUAACUUGACUAAUAAAAACUCUUACGAUUUCAAAGGCGAUGAUUAUCAUAAAAUCACCCAGAGCUACAUUUGCGAAUCGAGGACUUAUACCAGCUUUUUCGAUGAAUUUCGUGCGAACCCUACUGACGAAUAUAAAACUAAAUUAUCUAGUACCGUAGUUCAUACUGAUUCUUCGUCUAAAGACUCUGGGUAUCCUGACAGUGGACCAAAUGAUGAUAGGUUUUACACACAGAACUAUUCUCUGCCAAAUACGUCGAUGCUCAAGAAGUCUAACUCGCAUGAUAAAGUGGAAGAGCAGCCCAAGAGCUUGGAUAGUGUCUCAACGAAUAGCAAUGAUAAAGUGUACCACAAAAGUUAUCUACCUGAUAGAAAUAGUCAAUGGGCUGAGCCAUUGAACCACAGUCGCUUGCUGUACAAAGACUUCUUCCUAAAGAAGGAGGGCCACAUCGCGCUGGCUCCACAAAACUCUCCGAACAAGACCGAGGUACACAUACCUGGUAGUAGUGAAGGAACAGACGAGCUCAAAUCCGAUAAUACUGAAAAUAAUUUAGAUUACCCACCUUAUCUUAUUAACAGUACUACGAAAGCGUACACUUCAAAGGUCAUAGAAGACUAUAAAAAAGAACUGGAAGCUAUAAACAACCUCCACGACCUCACCCUCAAAGACAUACAGACUGACGCCAUAUCUCCCACUCCGCUUAACAUAGACAAGAUGUUCGAAGAUGCAUCCAACUUCGAUGAUAAGAUGGACAAUAGUGAAAAUUCGCAAGAAAGCACUUUGGUAACCCAGCCACCGGUAAAAAUGAAAAAUUCAACUGAUGCUAGACGAGACGUGUCCAAAAUUUCAACAAAGGAACUGAUACAAAACUAUUUGAAAGUCAAAGAAAGUGAUUAUGGGAAUGGAACGAAGAACUUGAAAAAACCUGAUAGGAAAAUAAACAACGGUGCGUCAGGCGAAAGUUCAAUGGGAUUCAAACAAGAAUGGAAUAACAAAAGUCCUAAGGGUGUUGGCAAGAAUCAAAUCCCGGUGAACAUAAGGAACCAAACUCAAAAGAACAUGUUUACUAUUCGGACUCCAAUGAGCGCUAGGAUCGAAAGCGUGCAGCAUGACAAAGAUAUCGAUUCGUGGAUGUCUCUCUCCGCGCCUUCACCGAGGAUCAUUGAAGUUGAAGAAAUUCCAAUAGAAGCCGACCCAAAGCAACCAGAACCUGUAAAGCUUGAGGGAAAUAUUGAAACAGAGAGACCUGCACCUCCUCCGCCUCCUCCUGAUGAUAAGCCUCCAAAAUCGUCGAAAGAACUGAACAACCAGUCCACGGUGUUAGAUAUUUACUCGAUGCUGAAGGAAAUUGAGAGUUACGGCGAGAACCCCGUGGUAGAAGUUACGAAUACUAUUCUAACUGAAACAGAAAGCAAGAAAGAAGAAGAUUUCUCGCCGAAGGAUAACUUUAUGGAAAUAUUUGAGUUCCUGGAGAAAGUAGAGCAGAGUGCCAAUGAUGCUUUAUCCGUAGUUACUAAUACGACUCCUCAAAGUACACCAAAACUGGAGACUCUACUGAAGCUACCUCAGACAGAACUAGCGCAGAGAUUGGUGACAGCCUCACUGCAGCUGGAGGAACGCUCGUGCUGCAUCGCACUACUGCAGGAGAGCCUCGCCAACCAUAAAGAACAGAUGAUAAACAAAGUGAGCAACUUGGAGAAGCAGUCCAACCGUAACAUCAGUAAGGUGAAGCAAGAGUGUGAGAACACCAUCAAGAGACAUCAGAACUUUAUUGAUCAGUUGAUCAAUGACAAGAAGACGCUGAACCAUCGCAUAGAACAGCUGGUGGACGAGCGCCGGGCGCUGGAGGAGCGCUGGAAGAGGUCUGCUCAAGCACUAGAGGAGCGCUACAAACUGGAACUGCGCAACCAACACGACAAGAUGCAGGCUGCGCAACAGGUGGCAAGACAACGCUGGGUGAGGCAGAAAGCAGAAAAGAUCAAGGAGUUGACAGUAAAAGGGCUGGAAGGCGAGCUGAGGGAGAUGGCAGAACGCCAGCAGAAGGAGGUAUCGGACCUGAAGAUGUCUCAUGCGGAGCAGACUGGACGGAUGCAGGCCAAACAUGCACAGGACUUGGAGGACCUCCGGAGAGAGCUCGAGGAGGAGAAAGAGGCAGCUUUGGUUAAGGAGAGACAUUUGGCUAGUUCCAGACUAGAGAAGCAGAUUUUAGAAAUUGAGCUAACCUACCAGGAGCAGCGUACUCGCUUGGUGUCGGAAAUGAGGGCCGAGAACGAAAGAGUAGCCGCCGAACUCGCAGCCAGGGAGAAGGCACAAAGAGAGGAAUUAGAGAAAUGGCGAGAGGAACAAGAGAAAGAAAUGAAAGAGAAACGCAUGCAAAUGGAACUAGAAAUUAUAAAAGAAAGAGAGAAAAUGGAGGAACAAAUAAAACAGAAAGAAGUAGAAAUGAAGCAGCAACUAGAGGAACACAAGAAGCAGUUGGAAGUGGAGCAGCAGUUGCAGAUAAAGCGGAAGACGGCAGAGAUAGCCGCGCAACACAAACACGAGAGGGACAGGGAGAUAGAGAGGGCCAUCGACAAUAUGGAGGCUGAGGCACAGGCCGGCAGGAGGGAACUACAGGAUGCACUCAGGAGGAACAAGGAGCAAUACGAGGCGGAGCUGAAGGAGCUGGCGGAGACGGAGCAGGCCACGCUGCGCCGCUACCAGGACGCGCAGGCCAGGAUACGGCAGACUGAGGACAAGUGUGCUGAACUAGAAGUGACUAUCUCGCAACUGGAGACUCGGAACAGGGUGUUGACUGAAAAGAACACCCAGUUGGAGACUCGUGCGGAUGAGGUGCGCGCCCAAUGCGCGGAGUCCUGGCAGGGCAAGCUGGAAGCCCUGCAGCGGGAGAUCGAGGAGAUGAAGAAGACGCACGAGGAACAAAUGCACCAGCUCUAUGCCAAGGUGAAGGUGGCAGUAGCACGCAAGGACUCUGCAAUACAAGCUCUGACGCGUGAAGCUGGGAAAUACCAGGAGAAGAUCACGCUGCUAGAACAGAAGCUGCAGCAACAGAGGAAAGACUUCUUGCAGAAGAAAUGAAUGGACGCCAUCUUUUUAUUUAGCCAAGUGAGGUGACGAUACAAAAUGUGUUUAGUAGAAAUGAUAGCUUCUUGUGUGCCUUCCUAAUAUAUUUUAAAGGUUCUGAAUGUAUAGUUUGGAAUGGAAAUCGGUGGCGUUUUUUUUAAAUUUGUAUAAACUUAUACUCGUGUCUAGCUUCCAAUUAGGUUAAUUUUUCCAAAUUAUACAAGUUUUUUGUUUUUAUAAUAACUAUCUUGAGACUUACUAAAUUAUCUAAAAAUCACGCCCGACGUCGCCACGUCUGCGCCCGCUGCUCAUGAUGAAGAGUCCCUCUGUGACUCUCUAACUAGUCCCUCUGUGAGCUCUACUAACUAGUAGAGCUUUUCUCCAAUGUCGAUCGUUCAUGGAUCAUGCAUGGAUCGAUCGAUAAUGCUCUACUAGUUAGUAGAGCUUUUCUCCAUUAAUUUACGUGAGUAAACUUUGAAGUUAAUGUAGUUUGUCUCACGAUAGUCAUUAUAAAAACACAGUUAAAUUGAUAUUACUCCUUAAAUGUUCCUUGUUUUGCUUCCUUAUUGUAACAUUUUUACUAUUGACGUACUUAUAGUCUUCUCAGAACCAAAGUCUUCGUUUAGGUAUUUAUUCUUAGGUUAGCCUGUCAGACGUACCUUGAUGAUAUUGUGUACUCGACUGGUGUAUGCGUUUGUGAUUUUUUCUAAAGAACUAAUAUUUAUGGUACAUUUCAGUGUGUAAUGUGGUUUAAAAUUAAGGUUUGUAUAUCUACAAAUUAACUGCCAAUGAUAAAUAGUACGAGAGAGGAUUUUCAAUUGUACUUGAAAAAAAGAUCGCUUGAGUAUCGUUCUAAAACACGGACCAAUAAGGUCGGUGCAAGGACUUUUAUAUAACAUUUUCUACACUUUUGCAACGUACAUAUUUUAUCUUUACACUUCCCUUAGUUUUAAUUCGAGUGAAAUAAUGCAUAAUGAUAACCAUUUUUGCCUUUUACGAAUCGAAAAUUGUGAACUUAAAAUUACUUUUAUAAAUUGUGUACGUAUCUGCUUCCCGGAUUAUAUAUUAAAUCCAAUAUAUUAGUAUUUAAAUUGCUUAAUUUAUAUUGUAAUGUAUCCGUCCAAAAUUAUGUUAUUUUUACUAAUUCUAGAAAGACAUGUGCCUAUUUAUUACCUAAAUACUGUAUCCUUAGUACGAAUUUGCUUUACGUUUAACGAAAUCGAAACGGGACCACAGAGAACGAGAGUACCGUGCUCUGAUUGGCCGGCUCGAAUGAACCAACCAAUCAGACCGCCGAACGUGCUCUCGUUUCAAUCUCUUUAAAUGUCAAACAAACUCGUAGUAAGCCUUCUGGAUUGAAAAUACUCAUAAAAUUACCCACCCUAUUAUUUUUAUCUUAAACUUAUGGUAAAAGAAUUAAUUGUUAAUAUUGUGAUUCUACUUGAAAUGGGUGUCAUCUCAGUGUGUGUUUAAUUUAUUGAGUUAUCUAAUUUAUUGUACUUAUUGUAAUAACAUUCCCACGACGUGCUUGCCAAUAAAUUGUACUAAUAUUUUCAA
Molecule: messenger RNA, 5569 nt
Organism: Spodoptera frugiperda (fall armyworm)
Lineage: Eukaryota; Metazoa; Arthropoda; Insecta; Lepidoptera; Noctuidae
Gene: dila
Product: centrosomal protein of 131 kDa-like
Exons: 16
Coding region: 50-4027 (1325 amino acids)
Biological process (GO): regulation of centrosome duplication; intraciliary transport involved in cilium assembly; cilium assembly
Cellular component (GO): centriolar satellite
Source: RefSeq, a predicted model, not a curated record